AUCACAUACUUGCACAAACAUGCAAAUCUCCAACGCGUUUACCGCAGCGACUUUUGCCUUGGCCUUGAUGCCGAGUACAUCCUUCGCCAGUCCUCUGCUCGGCCGGUUCUUCCGACAUCGUGACAAAUUGCCUCCUCCUCCUCAACCCUCGGACGGUUUACGCCGGACCUGGGAGGAAGCCCGUGAUAACGACUGCGAAGUCAGGAUCUUCAGCGACAAGGUCAAUAAAUACAUCCAGCCGCUGGAUAGAUUCUUCAUCACCCCAGGACUCGAGACGCAUUAUAUCAUCAACGCCGGGGGCGUCCAGUAUCCGGUUUCUUUCUUGGCUCCCAAGGGAUGCGAGGCAGCCAUAACCGGGAAAUUGCCCCCGACCUAUGGCGUCCUGAUAUCCACCAAGUCGUACCGCGUGUUUUGGGCCUACAGGGAGGGAUAUGCCCCCAUGCGAACUGAUCCCGGUUGGUACCCCGGCAGGCCGGAUGGGAGCCACUCGAGAAUGCACGCGGGCCCCCCUGAACAGUUUGUUAAACUUCCACCUACAGCUAUGCGAGAUGCCUAG
Pyricularia oryzae 70-15 is the source of this 556-nucleotide messenger RNA. RefSeq lists its product as uncharacterized. The transcript has a single exon. Lineage: Eukaryota; Fungi; Ascomycota; Sordariomycetes; Magnaporthales; Pyriculariaceae. The coding region runs from base 20 to 556 and encodes 178 amino acids. The record is from RefSeq and is a predicted model, not a curated record.